CGGCAGCGGUGACCCAGCGAGGGGGAGGCGGCGGCGCAUCGCUGCCGCUGCAGGCUCGAGUGCUGUGAGAGGCGGAGCCGCCGUCGGAGCAGCCAGGCACAGCAGUCAGACUGUUUGGAUUGCACACCGCGACUUCGGCCAUGGGUUUGUCUGCAUCUACCCCUGCUGUUGCAGUUCAGACUGCAAGUGCUUCCGACGGUCAGACAGCAUCCCCGCCCUCCGGAUGUCCAAUGCAUGAAGGGAAAACAAAAGGCUGUCCAGUGAGCGCAGCACCGUCUCAGUCAGCCUGGGAGCACAAAGCUAACUCUGUGCCUGCCCACCAAGAGCGCGCCUACGAGUACGUGGAGUGCCCCGUUACAGGCGCCGUGGCUGAGAAUACGAACCUAGAUCCUUCGAAUCUGAUGCCGCCUCCUAAUCAGACACCAGCCCCCGAUCAGCCAUUUGCACUGUCCACUGCCAGAGAGGAGUCAUCCAUCCCCAGGGCUGAUUCAGAGAAAAAGUGGGUGUACCCUUCAGAACAGAUGUUCUGGAACGCAAUGUUAAAGAAGGGGUGGAAGUGGAAGGAGGAGGAUAUUAGCCAGAAGGACAUGUAUAACAUCAUUCGGAUCCACAAUCAGAAUAAUGAGCAGGCGUGGAAGGAGAUUUUGAAGUGGGAAGCCCUCCAUGCCGAGGAGUGCCCUUGUGGGCCCUCGCUGGUCCGGUUCGGAGGUAAAUCGAAAGAGUAUUCACCACGGGCAAGAUUUCGCUCCUGGAUGGGGUAUGAGUUGCCUUUCGACAGGCACGACUGGAUCGUCAACCGCUGCGGGACAGAAGUCAGGUAUGUCAUCGACUACUACGACGGCGGCGAAGUCAACAAGGACUAUCAGUUCACCAUCCUGGACGUGCGGCCGGCCCUGGACUCACUGUCGGCCGUGUGGGACAGGAUGAAGGUGGCCUGGUGGCGCUGGACUUCGUAGCCAGUGCUUUGUCGGAGAUGGGAAAAUACCAGCUAUUUUUCUGCAGAGCCAUACAUUAAACUAUUUUCCCCCAAAGUGACUUGCACGCCUGGUGUCGUGGGAACGUCAGGUGGGUGAUGGCACCGUGUUCAUAUUCCUUAGCGAAUGGAGACCAGGCAUGCCCUCCAGGCCCCGCUUUGCCCCUGGCAGUUAAGAGCAACUCGUUUAAGUUUCCUGCCCUCCCAGCCGAGUGGGCAGCAGUCCUGAAAUUUCCCCUUUAACUGCAGCUUUGCCUGUGCAUUUCCUCUCGAGGAGUCUGAACAGCCUCAGAAAAAGACUUUUGAGAAGAGAGCCGCUCUUCCCUUGCUGCCUCCUCCUGGCCACGGCAGGGCCCUUGAGCAGACCCGAGGGCCCACACGGUGUGACCAGGUCAAGUAUCUGAACCCACGCUCUUCCUUGUGAGUGAGUCGCUGGGCUUUCCCAAGUGAGCGGCCUCUCUGAGGUCCCUGCAGUAACAGGAGUGGCCCCUGGAGGAAACGCGGAGGUGGGCCCCGGGACGCUCUCACGGCUGAGGCUUCUCAGUGCUCCGCUUUCCCCUUUACCUGCACUUCAAAGCCUGCAACUUUUGAGAUAGUUUCCUUUUAAUCCCCGUGGUCCCACGGCCGCUGGCUGGUCUCACUCGUUGUGCCUGGCGUUUGGCAAGUUCCCCCAACUUCGAGUCCCCCUCCUCCUGCCUGAAGCCUCCCCUCUCUCCUAGUCUGAACCUGGAAGGCCUGGCUGGCUCCAGCGCCGCCCAGGGAUGGUCCUGCCCUUGAGUGCACCUGGGUUGGCGUGACUGCUGGGCUUCCCAAGAGUCUUUCUGGCUGAGGGAUGAAUGUCUGUGUCAACUCUGUCUCGGGGCAGAGGCUUCCUAGGGGGCUCUGGUUGCCACCCAGACUCUGUGCCCGCAGUCCAGAAGCUGGCGUGCAGCGCGUGUGGCCAGGGACCAUUGGGGCCUGUGUGUUAAAGUAUGGUACCAGCUCCUGAUUUCUCCUGAAGGCCGGAGCGUUAAAUUGGCGGAUGGCAUUUGAUGGUCGGGAGUGGUUCACAUGGUGUAGAUUUUGUCGUCGUGUCAGUCUUGUGUGGAGCUUUAAAAAUCACAACCGGAAACUUAUACAUUUCAAACUAUUUGCGUAUUUUAAAAUAAAAUAAAGCUGAUCAAUACUAGGUUCUGCAGAUCUUUUAAGAGUAACUUGACACUUAAUAAUCGAUUCUUCAGACAGAGGAAAUCUUUG
Molecule: messenger RNA, 2209 nt
Organism: Talpa occidentalis (Iberian mole)
Lineage: Eukaryota; Metazoa; Chordata; Mammalia; Eulipotyphla; Talpidae
Product: holocytochrome c-type synthase
Exons: 7
Coding region: 141-956 (271 amino acids)
Biological process (GO): cytochrome c-heme linkage
Cellular component (GO): mitochondrion
Molecular function (GO): holocytochrome-c synthase activity
Source: RefSeq, a predicted model, not a curated record